AUGGCAAGUGGUGAGAGAAACCUUCAGUCUUUUGGGUAUUCACCCAACAACGUUGAUAAUAGUGCUACCCAUAAAUUUCACAAUAUACUAGAACAAUCUGACUUUUCCAAAUAUUAUAGUUUUCAGUAUAUAUUGUCAGAGAAGAAUUUACUUGAUAGUGUUAACACUAGUAUAAUACCGCAGAAUUUGCCUAAUGAAUUUGAAAUUAUUGCCCACUUAAAAUUAAUAAAAGUGUUGGGUAUUUUAAAAGUCAAAGUGUUAGCUGGAGUAGCUAGCUAUGCAUCAGCUUCUAGAUGGAAACAAUAUGUCACCAACGCUGUAAGAAGAUUCAUGGUAUUUUUAGUCUCUCUCAAAAAAUUUAUGGAUAUUGAUCUAGGUUAUUCUUUGAAAUCAUCAUACAACCAGACUCAUGAGCAAAGUCAUUUUCAAUUCGCGUCAAUGAUGACACAAUUAAUGCCACCUUUGGACGUGAUUAUGGUUUGGUAUUCCUUUUUGUCACAUCCAAAAUCAUUUUACACUGUUUUAACUGGUUGUGAUAUGGAAGAAUUUGCAAAUCUACCCUUACCAUUGCAUUUAAUUAAUCAAUUCAUUGAUAAUACCACAUUUGAAUUUAAUGUGCCGCAUGAAUACAAACACAACUAUCUUCAAAUAAUAGCAUGCACAACCAUAGAUACGUUGGAUUCACAAUAUGAUGUUGAUAGAUUUGGGUUUGAAGCAAAAUGUGUCACAAUCACUUGUCCUAAUUGUAAACACGUUAUAUCAGAACCAAUAAAAUUGCAAAACGAAAUGGAAACUGGAUUCUUUGAUAAAAAGUUUGCAACAAAAAAUAUUUACUUCGGUGAACAAUCACUUUGUUACUGUUCCAAAAUCGAGGUUCUUACUCAUGACGAAUUGAGAAAACUACAACUAUUUGCAGAUGCAUCAAAAGAAAAAUCACCGCUAACAUAUCUUCACAAUAGUCCGCCAAAGCUACCUGAAGAUCUUGAAAAAACAAGUGAGUCUUUCCAAAAACUUUUUAUACAGAUAUGGAGAAGUAUUCAAGCCAAAAACCUUAAUGAUAUUAUCCUCAUUUUGGAACAAAAAUGUAUUACAGAGUUAUUGCCACAAGCAUUCUUAUUGAACACUUACCGGGACCUCGAUUUGAUCAGUAUGACUGUCCCUGGAGAUAUUCAAAUUGGUAAAAAUUUAGUUGAGUUGGUUUUAAAGCAAGAGAGUUUUGGUAUCAAAAUAAACAACUUAAAUUGGCUAUAUUCAAGUAACAUUAGUAAUAUUGUUUCUGAAGCUACUUCAAGAUACAGUAAUUUUUUUGCAAUUGUUACAGAUCCAAAGUUGUCCCAAAACUUAAAGUCAACAUUAGAUAUUGAUUUGGUGUGGCAUACCCAUCAACUAUGUGCUUUUGGCUACUUUCAUGAUUGCUUAAAUUCUCCAAGUCAUUGUAUUAUUGAUCAAAGAGAUAAAAUAAGUAAUCGACUAAUGGAUGGUAGUGAAACUUUUACUGAAAAUUUGUAUAGAGCACUUUACGGUCAAGAAUAUUUUAUUUGCUAUUGCCAUAAUUGUUCAUCUGUCCGAUAUGGGGUAUCAAAUCAUGUUUUUGAUUCCACAAUCAAUGCAAACUUGUGCUUAGAAAACAAAAUUCUCGGGAUUGAUUUGAAUAUGGUAUAUACUUCGCCCCAAAGUAAUAGCAUUGUGGGAAUUACACCUCAGUCACAACAGUAUCCAUGCAUUUGUCAUAAUACCAAUGAUUUCUUAACUAACUCUGUCACAGAAGAGACCUUAGAUGGAGAAUUCAUGGAAAAUGACCAGAAGAUAGUGAGCAGUAACGACUUUCCGAAUGAAAAUAUCGAUUCUUUGAUUUACUCGAACAUACCAGAAAUGAAUAAUGCAUUUCUAUACGGACCGAGUGAGUGUUCAAACAACGAGUUUCUAAGACUGUGGUGCAUGAUUUGA
Molecule: messenger RNA, 1947 nt
Organism: Candida albicans SC5314
Lineage: Eukaryota; Fungi; Ascomycota; Pichiomycetes; Serinales; Debaryomycetaceae
Exons: 1
Coding region: 1-1947 (648 amino acids)
Source: RefSeq, a predicted model, not a curated record